GCGAGGCGGUCGGGGCGUGUGAGCGGCUCGACCUGCUGCGCGUUUACGGCGUCCACGCGGGGCACGGCCCGGGGACACUGCGUCGCGCGGACGGCCUCGCCCGAGCGGGUCUCGGCGAUCGGAGGGCCGGUGCUCCCGGCCUGCCGCCCGGAGCCCCGCCUGCUGUCUGGGGCUUGGGGCUCCGCGCGGCCGGGGGAGGCCGCCCUCCCGAGUACGCGGCCGGGCGGGGAGCCGGGCCGGGCGAGAGGCGGCGCAGAGCCGUGAGGCCGCGGGCCUGCGCCCCGCCACCCGCGAUGCUGCUCUCCAAGUUCGGCUCCCUGGCGCACCUCUGCGGGCCGGGCGGCGUGGACCACCUCCCGGUGAAAAUCCUGCAGCCAGCCAAGGCGGACAAGGAGAGCUUCGAGAAGGUGUACCAGGUGGGCGCCGUGCUGGGCAGCGGCGGCUUCGGCACCGUCUACGCGGGCAGCCGCAUCGCCGACGGGCUCCCGGUGGCCGUGAAGCACGUGGUGAAGGAGCGGGUGACCGAGUGGGGCAGCAUCGGCGGAGCGGCCGUGCCCCUGGAGGUGGUGCUGCUGCGCAAGGUGGGCGCGGCGGGCGGCGCGCGCGGCGUGAUCCGCCUGCUGGACUGGUUCGAGCGGCCCGACGGCUUCCUGCUGGUGCUGGAGCGCCCCGAGCCGGCGCAGGACCUGUUCGACUUCAUCACGGAGCGCGGCGCCCUGGACGAGGCCCUGGCGCGCCGCUUCUUCGCGCAGGUGCUGGCGGCCGUGCGCCACUGCCACAGCUGCGGGGUGGUGCACCGCGACAUCAAGGACGAGAACCUGCUGGUGGACCUGCGCUCGGGCGAGCUCAAGCUCAUCGAUUUCGGAUCCGGAGCGCUGCUCAAGGACACGGUCUACACCGACUUCGAUGGCACGCGGGUGUACAGCCCCCCGGAGUGGAUCCGCUACCACCGCUACCACGGGCGGUCGGCCACCGUGUGGUCCCUGGGCGUGCUGCUCUACGACAUGGUGUGCGGGGACAUUCCCUUCGAGCAGGACGAGGAGAUUCUGCGGGGCCGCCUCUUCUUCCGGAGAAGGGUCUCCCCAGAAUGUCAGCAGCUCAUUCAGUGGUGUCUGUCCCUUCGGCCCUCGGAACGGCCCACGCUGGACCAGAUCUCUGCCCAUCCCUGGAUGCUGGGGGCAGAGGGGGGCACUUCCGAGAGCUGUGACCUUCGGCUCUGUGCCCUGGACACCGAUGACUCAGCCAGCACCACCUCCAGCAGUGAGAGCUUGUGAGGAGGGGCCUGCGCCUGGCUUGUGGGAACAGAGGGACCACUGACUCAGCCCAGCCACCGAGGACCCUGCCCUGGCUGUCUGCUCCUGAUGGAAGCAGUGACCUCUGUUCCCUAGUGACCUUUGCCUUGGGCACCGGCCUGUCUCCUUUGCUUUGAGUGCCUUUCCAAACACUGCUCCCCGGGACGAGGUUUUCUGAGCUUGCUCUGUCCAGAGACCCUCCGGUGGAAGUGAGGUCUCACAGCCCUGGGUGGGUGCUUGAUUCCCAGUCUGUCUCUUUCUAGUGCUUCUGUGUGGUGGGCCUCCUGGUCUGACCUCAGUGGACCUGGAACACUCCCACACCCUGUAGCCUCUUCUGUUGGGGCACAGGGUCCUAUGUGCCCCCUGUCCACCUCUCUGUGUCGUCUGGGCAUGUCUGCACAAGCAAUGCAACGUCGGGUCUCUGUUGCCCACCCCAGGCUCGCACGUCCUGGCGUGCAUAUGUCUAUUAUUAUUUAUGGUGUGACACCCCCCUGCCCCACCAGCCUAUUUAUUGUUUAAUUUAUUUGUUAAGGCCCCUUCCUUUACAGCCCCUCUCCUCCUCUAAGCUGAAGGGGUGAGGAGGCUGUGUGUGGGUACCCCUGUUACCCUCCUACCUGCGUCUGUCGGAAGAUGGACUUGUACAGCGGCUAAUUUAAGGGGAGAGGGUGACUGCCCCUCCUGGUUCUGCCCCAGGGAUGGGGGUGGGUUUUAAAUUAUUGACCUUGUACAGUGUGCUUGUGGGCUCUGGAAAGUGGGGGGUGGGGGGACAGAGUCCCAAGCCUUUAAUUUAUUUUAGCAACCCUGUUUCUGUGCUCCCGGUGUGUGUAGGCACCUUGGACGGGGGUUUCUUUCAGUUCAAAAGUGACAUGUCUGGAGAUCCUAUUUUUUAUACAGGUAUUUCAAUUAAAUUUGUUUUUGUAUAUAAA
Molecule: messenger RNA, 2218 nt
Organism: Erinaceus europaeus (western European hedgehog)
Lineage: Eukaryota; Metazoa; Chordata; Mammalia; Eulipotyphla; Erinaceidae
Gene: PIM3
Product: Pim-3 proto-oncogene, serine/threonine kinase
Exons: 6
Coding region: 294-1274 (326 amino acids)
Biological process (GO): protein autophosphorylation; negative regulation of apoptotic process; regulation of mitotic cell cycle
Cellular component (GO): cytoplasm
Molecular function (GO): ATP binding; protein serine/threonine kinase activity
Source: RefSeq, a predicted model, not a curated record